This is a messenger RNA of Plasmodium gonderi, 480 nucleotides long. Its product is annotated as conserved Plasmodium protein, unknown function. Bases 1 to 480 code for a protein of 159 amino acids. Lineage: Eukaryota; Apicomplexa; Aconoidasida; Haemosporida; Plasmodiidae. The record is from RefSeq and is a predicted model, not a curated record. The transcript is spliced from 3 exons.
AUGAAAACAUACAUUUUUGUGUGGUGCAUAUGCAUGUGCGUUUUGGCACUCUCCUCAACACGGUCAAUUAAAAUCCAAAGAAAAAGUAUUCAUUUUAUCCACACACAAGCGUUAAAAAAUAUAUACACAAAUAAAAAGCCUCAGAAGAACCUUUUAAAUGUUCAUAAAGAACAAAAUUAUUUCAAGACAAUUCAGUUCAACAUAACCAAAGUUGUCAAUGGAGUUAACAAUCCAUACAACUUAGCCCUUAUCGUUUUUGCUUUUAGUUCCCUAAUUGGCUUUCUAUACAAGCGUAAAAAAGAAAAGACGACAGAACCAAAUGAAUCUACAGGAUCAGAGAACUUAUUUAAAUAUAAAUGCAUGAAGUGUAAUUUAGUUAUAUUUCCAGCUAAGGGACGAGAGCAGAGAUUUGUCAAGGAUAGCCUUAUUUGUCCCAACUGUGGUGAAUCGAACAUGAACAAACAUCAGACGAAGGAGUAA